Messenger RNA from Acanthosepion pharaonis, 4839 nucleotides. The record is from the annotation of a GenBank genome assembly. NCBI's taxonomy places the organism in Eukaryota, Metazoa, Mollusca, Cephalopoda, Sepiida, Sepiidae.
AUGGCACACUUCCUCGCCACCGCAUCAUGUGUAUUGGGUGUGGCACACUUCCUCGUCACUGCAUCAUGUGUAUUGGGUAUGGCUUUGCUUCCUCGCCACCGCAUCAUGUGUAUUGGGUGUGGCACACUUCCUCGUCACUGCAUCAUGUGUAUUGGGUAUAGCACACUUCCGUCACCACAUCAUGUGUAUUGGGUAUGGCACUUCCUCGCCACCGCAUCAUGUGUAUUGGUGGCACACUUCCUCGUCACUGCAUCAUGUGUGGGUAUGGCACUCUUCCUCGUCACCACAUCAUGUGUAUUGGGUGUGGCACACUUCCUCGCCACCGCAUCAUGUGUGUGGGUGUGGCACACUUCCUCGUCACUGCAUCAUGUGUAUUGGGUAUGGCACUCUUCCUCGUCACCACAUCAUGUGUAUUGGGUAUGGCACACUUCCUCGCCACCGCAUCAUGUGUAUUGGGUGUGGCACACUUCCUCGUCACUGCAUUGGGUAUUGGCACUCUUCCUCGUCACUGCAUCAUGUGUAUUGGGUGUGGCACACUUCCUCGUCACUGCAUCAUGUAUUGGGUAUGGCACACUUCCUCGCCACCGCAUCAUGUGUAUUGGGUGUGGCACACUUCCUCGUCACUGCAUCAUGUGUAUUGGGUAUGGCACACUUCCUCGUCACCACAUCAUGUGUAUUGGGUAUGGCACACUUCCUCGUCACCACAUCAUGUGUAUUGGGUAUGGCACUCUUCCUCGUCACCACAUCAUGUGUAUUGGGUAUGGCACACUUCCUCGCCACCGCAUCAUGUGUAUUGGGUGUGGCACACUUCCUCGUCACUGCAUCAAGUGUAUUGGGUAUGGCACUCUUCCUCGUCACUGCAUCAUGUGUAUUGGGUGUGGCACCUUCCUCGUCACUGCAUCAUGUGUGUUGGGUACACUUCCUCGCCACCGCAUCAUGUGUGGGUGUGGCACACUUCCUCUUCACUGCAUCAUGUGUAUUGGGUAUGGCACACUUCCUCGUCCUGCAUCAUGUGUAUUGGGUAUGGCACAAUUCCUCGCCACCGCAUCAUGUGUAUUGGGUGUGGCACACUUCCUCGUCACUGCAUCAUGUGUAUUGGGUGUGGCACACUUCCUCGUCACCACAUCAUGUGUAUUGGGUAUGGCACACUUCCUCGCCACCGCAUCAUGUGUAUUGGGUGUGGCACACUUCCUCGUCACUGCAUCAUGUGUAUUGGGUAUGGCACACUUCCUCGUCACUGCAUCAUGUGUAUUGGGUGUGGCACACUUCCUCGUCACUGCAUCGUGUGUAUUGGGUAUGGCACACUUCCUCGCCACCACACCAUGUGUAUUGGGUAUGGCACACUUCCUCGCCACCGCAUCAUGUGUAUUGGGUAUGGCACUCUUCCUCGUCACCACAUCAUGUGUAUUGGGUAUGGCACACUUCCUCGCCACCGCAUCAUGUGCAUUGGGUGUGGCACACUUCCUCGUCACUGCAUCAUGUGUAUUGGGUAUGGCACACUUCCUCGUCACCGCAUCAUGUGUAUUGGGUGUGGCACACUUCCUCGUCACUGCAUCAUGUGUAUUGGGUAUGGCACACUUCCUCGCCACCGCAUCAUGUGUAUUGGGUGUGGCACACUUCCUCGUCACUGCAUCAUGUGUAUUGGGUAUGGCACACUUCCUCGUCACCACAUCAUGUAUUGGGUAUGGCACACUUCCUCGCCACCGCAUCAUGUGUGUUAUUGGGUGUGGCACACUUCCUUGUCACUGCAUCAUGUGUAUUGGGUAUGGCACACUCGUCACCACAUCUGGCACACUUCCUCGCCACCGCAUCAUGUGUAUUGGGUGGCACACUUCUCGUCACUGCAUCAUGUGUAUUGGGUAUGGCACACUUCCUUCCACCGCAUCACCGCACUUCCUCGUCAUGCAUCAUAUUGUUGGGUAUGGCACUUCCUCGUCACUGCAUCAUGUGUAUUGGGUGUGGCACACUUCCUCGUCACGCAUCGUGUAUUGGGUGUGCACACUUCCUCGCCACCACACCAUGUGUAUUGGGUAUGGCACUUCCUCGCCACCGCAUCGUGUUGGGUAUGGCACUCUUCCUCGUCACCACAUCAUGUGUGUUGGGUAUGGCACACUUCCUCGCCACCGCAUCAUGUGCAUUGGGUGUGGCACUUCCUCGUCACUGCAUCAUGUGUAUUGGGUGUGGCACACUUCCUCGUCACCGCAUCAUGUGCAUUGGGUGUGGCACACUUCCUCAUCACUGCAUCAUGUGUAUUGGGUAUGCUUCACUUCCUCGCCACCGCAUCAUGUGUAUUGGGUGUGGCACACUUCCUCGUCACUGCAUCAUGUGUAUUGGGUAUGGCACACUUCCUCGUCACCACAUCAUGUGUAUUGGGUAUGGCACACUUCCUCGCCACCGCAUCAUGUGUAUUGGGUGUGUGGCACUUCCUCGUCACUGCAUCAUGUGUAUUGGGUAUGGCAUACUUCCUCGUCACCACAUCAUGUGUAUUGGGUAUGGCACACUUCCUCGCCACCGCAUCAUGUGUGUGGGUGUGGCACACUUCCUCGUCACUGCAUCAUGUGUGUGGGUAUGGCACACUUCCUCGUCACCACAUCAUGUGUAUUGGGCUUGGCACACUUCCUCGCCACCGCAUCAUGUGUAUUGGGUAUGGCACACUUCCUCGUCACUGCAUCAUGUGUAUUGGGUGUGGCACACUUCCUCGUCACUGCAUCAUGUGUAUUGGGUAUGGCACACUUCCUCGCCAACGCAUCAUGUGUAUUGGGUAUGGCACACUUCCUCGCAAACGCAUCAUGUGUAUUGGGUAUGGCACACUUCCUCGCCACCACAUCAUGUGUAUUGGGUAUGGCACACUUCCUCGCCAACGCAUCAUGUGUAUUGGGUAUGGCACACUUCCUCGCCACCGCAUCAUGUUUAUUGGGUAUUGCACACUUCCUCCACACCGCAUCAUGUGUAUUGUGUAUGGCACACUUCCUCGCAAACGCAUCAUGUGUAUUGGGUAUGGCACACUUCCUCGCAAACGCAUCAUGUGUAUUGGGUAUGGCACACUUCCUCGAAAACGCAUCAUGUGUAUUGGGUAUGGCACACUUCCUCGCCACCGCAUCAUGUGUAUUGGGUAUUGCACACUUCCUCGUCACCGCAUCGUGUGUAUUGGGUAUGGCACACUUCCUCGCCACCGCAUCAUGUGUAUUGGGUGUGGCACACUUCCUCGUCACUGCAUCAUGUGUAUUGGGUAUGGCACACUUCCUCGUCACCACAUCAUGUGUAUUAAUUAUAGCACACUUCCUCGCCACCGCAUCAUGUCUAUUGGGUAUGGCACACUUCCUCGACACCGCAUCAUGUGUAUUGUGUAUGGCACACUUCCUCGCAAACGCAUCAUGUGUAUUGGGUAUGGCACACUUCCUCGCCACCGCAUCAUGUGUAUUGGUGUGCACACUUCCUCGUCACCGCAUCGUGUGUAUUGGGUAUGGCACACUUCCUCGCCACCGCAUCAUGUGUAUUGGGUGUGGCACACUUCCUCGUCACUGCAUCAUGUGUAUUGGGUAUGGCACACUUCCUCGUCACCACAUCAUGUGUAGUAGGUAUGGCACACUUCCUCGUCACCACAUCAUGUGUAUUGGGUAUGGCACUCUUCCUCGUCACCACAUCAUGUGUAUUGGGUAUGGCACACUUCCUCGCCACCGCAUCAUGUGUAUUGGGUGUGGCAUCACUGCAUCAAGUGUAUUGGGUAUGGCACUCUUCCUUCACUGCAUCAUGUAUUGGGUGUGGCACACUUCCUCGUCACUGCAUCAUGUAUUGGUGUGGCACACUUCUCGCCACCACAUCAUGUGUAUUGGGUGUGGCACACUUCCUCUUCACUGCAUCAUGUGUAUUGGGUAUGGCACACUUCCUCGUCACUGCAUCAUGUGUAUUGGGUAUGGCACACUUCCUCGCCACCGCAUCAUGUGUAUUGGGUGUGGCACUUCCUCGUCACUGCAUCAUGUGUAUUGGGUGUGGCACACUUCCUCGUCACCGCAUCAUGUGUAUUGGGUAUGGUACACUUCCUCGUCACUGCAUCAUGUGUAUUGGGUGUGGCACACUUCCUCGUCACUGCAUCAUGUGUAUUGGGUGGCACACUUCCUCGUCACUGCAUCAUGUGUAUUGGGGCACACUUCCUCGUCACAUCGUGUCAUGUGUAUGGCACACACUCCUCGCCACCACACCAUGUGUAUUGGGUAUCCUCGCCACCGCAUCAUGUGUAUUGGGUAUGGUACUCUUCCUCGUCACCACAUCAUGUGUGGGUAUGGCACACUUCUCGCCACCGCAUCAUUGGGUGUGGCACACUUCCUCGUCACUGCAUCAUGUGUAUUGGGGUGGCACUUCCUCGUCACCGCAUCAUGUGCAUUGGGUGUGGCACUUCCUCGUCACUGCAUCAUGUGUAUUGGGUAUGGCACACUUCCUCGCCACCGCAUCAUGUGUAUUGGGUGUGGCACACUUCCUCGUCACUGCAUCAUGUGUAUUGGGUAUGGCACACUUCCUCGUCACCACAUCAUGUGUAUUGGGUAUGGCACACUUCCUCGCCACCGCAUCAUGUGUAUUGGGUGUGGCACACUUCCUUGUCACUGCAUCAUGUGUAUUGGGUAUGGCACUUCCUCGUCACCACAUCAUGUGUGUGGGUAUGGCACUUCCUCGCCACCGCAUCAUGUGUAUUGGGUGUGGCACAUCUCGUCACUGCAUCAUGUGUGUUGGGUACACUUCCUUCCCACCGCAUCAUGUGUAUUGGGUGCGGCACACUUCCUCGUCACCGCAUCAUGUGUGUAUUGGGUAUGGCACACUUCCUCGUCACUGCAUCAUGUGUAUUAG